CCAAGCUCCUGAUCCCUUUUCUCGCUUGCUCAGUAAGUCUGGAAAGUUUGGGAGAAGCGGCUGCUCUUGAAAUUCCAUUAUAUUUGGAGAGAAGGGGAAAUAUUAUUUGCCGUUCUUUCUUCAAAGAACUAUUAGUGGUCUCUCAAUAAAUCCAACUAAAAAUUUAAUUUAUCUUAGAUCGAAAAAACACCUUUGCUCUAUUGGAAUUAAAGUGAAAAUAUUGAGAAAACCAAGCUUUUCCCCCCCUAUAAUUCCAUUUAAAGAAGAACUAUUUAAUCUUAAGAAAAAGAAUGACAUAUUUCGUUGGAUUACUUUUAAUGACUUUUUUCAUCGGGAUAGAUUCUUCGGAAGUAAUUAACGAUAUUCCUCCGAUUGUGGAAGCAGUGGUCGGAGGAAAAGCUUUGAUCCCCUGUAACGUCUCGUCUCCUCUUGAAGAUGAUGAGGCAACAUUAGUGUUAUGGUAUAGAGUGGAUAUGCCUAAUCCAAUUUAUACCUUGGACGUAAGAAAUGCAGGCAUAAGGAGUGCCAAACAUUUUCCAUCAACAGAAAUAAAAGAUAGAGCUAAAUUUGAUGUGAGUGUACACCCUCCCGUCCUAAUACUGACAGACGUAACUCUAAAAGAUCAGGCGGAUUACCGAUGUCGGAUUGAUCUUAGGAAGUCAAGAACCCUGAUUAUUCAUAGUAGAUUACGCAUAAUAGUAAUGCCCUUGGAAUCUAAAAUACUUGGCUCCCGUAUUAUUUUGAUGGCAGGAGAAGAGCAUGAAUUUGUAUGCGAAACGAGAGGCUCAAGACAGAAAGCUCUUACAUCUUGGUGGCUAGAAAGCCAUAAAAUUGGAAUUGGCACCAGCGAAGUUACAAGAGAGAAUGGGAAUGUCACUCUCAGUACCCUCAUAUUCACCCCAAGUCCUACAGACAACGGUAAAAGGUUGAUUUGUAAAUCCGCCAAUCCUUCUUUACCAAAAGCAACAAUAGAGGAUGAAAAAAUACUCCGCGUCCAAUUUGCACCACUAGUAAACCUUACUUAUGGAUCUAACAUCAACAAAGGAGGAAUCAAAGAAGGUGCGAGAUUAUCGAUGGAGUGUAGCAUUUGGGCAAAUCCAUGGAUAUUUGAAGUUGCCUGGCAAUUCGAAGACAAAUCACUAGUACCUAAUAAAACUAAUGGCAUUGUGAUAACUAACCAAACAUUAGAGCUCCAGAAUGUUAAGAGAGAGCAUAGAGGGAAAUAUAGAUGCUUCGCUUCCAAUACGAUAGGCCAAGGUUCAAGCAAUUACCUACAUCUAAAGGUUCAAUGUAAGUUCGUUUUAGAUAUCAAUCCUGCCUUUAUCGUAUAUCCUUUAUAUAGCUGUUGGAGUAUUAUUCCUCGGAGAAUUAUUAUUAUUAUUAGAUUUACACCUGUUUGCAACCAUCGUUCAGCAAAAAUUUACGGUAUAACUCCACUGGAAACUGCUAAUGUUACUUGCGAUAUUGAUGCAAGUCCUCGUGAAGUGUCUUAUAAAUGGUCUUUUAAUAGUUCUGGUGAAAUAAAAAUUCUUCAAAAUUGGACAAUGAAUGCGUCUAAGAAACAUUUUAUUUUCUCACAUCAAAGAAUGUCUGGAUAUGUUACACCUGUUUGCAACCAUCGUUCAGCAAAAAUUUACGGUAUAACUCCACUGGAAACUGCUAAUGUUACUUGCGAUAUUGAUGCAAGUCCUCGUGAAGUGUCUUAUAAAUGGUCUUUUAAUAGUUCUGGUGAAAUAAAAAUUCUUCAAAAUUGGACAAUGAAUGCGUCUAAGAAACAUUUUAUUUUCUCACAUCAAAGAAUGUCUGGAUAUGGUACAUUGCUGUGUUGGACAAAAAAUUCAAUAGGUCAUCAAAAAGAACCAUGCACUAUAAAAAUAGUUCCCGCUGGGGAACCAGAGCCACCGCACGAUUGCACUAUAAUUAAUCAAACUAGCUCAUCUCUCACCAUUGAUUGUGAGGCUGGUUAUAAUGGGAGUCUUCAACAAUCAUUUCAUUUGGAAGCUUAUGACUCUAUUGCCGAACACAUUACCGCAAACCUUACAAAACUGGAAAAGCCAAGUUUCCAUGUGGAUGGAUUAAUUCCAGGGACUUCCUACGUCUUAGUCAUUUAUUCAUCAAAUAUAAAAGGAAAAAGUAAUUCAGUAGCUCUUGUAGCUUCAACUGCAUUACCAGCUGAAAAAAGAACAGCUAAAGACGACAACGCAUCGCUAAGCUCAUUCAUUUGGAUUCUGAUUGGAGUUCUAACAAUUGUUAUAGUUUCAGUUCUUGUAGCAAUCAUUCUAAUUAGGAUUCACGUGCAGAAAGGAGUUUCUAACAAAGAACCAGUGAUAGCAGAAUCAACAUCAGAUUGUGAAAUUACAAAGAAAGAAUUAGAAGACAGUCAAGAAAGCAAUAGCGAGAAAGGUCCCGAUAUAAUUCCACUGUCAAUUGAAACAGAUGUAUUUUACACCAGUCGAAUCUCAGAAGAAUCAAUUUACCAUAAGAAGGAUUCUCCCUCUCCGAAAUAUAUUCGUGAGAAAUACACAGAUACAGUGCUGUAAAGAUGAAGUCCCGGCGUAAAAGUUGAAUUGAAA
Messenger RNA from Parasteatoda tepidariorum (common house spider), 2573 nucleotides. Lineage: Eukaryota; Metazoa; Arthropoda; Arachnida; Araneae; Theridiidae. The record is from RefSeq and is a predicted model, not a curated record.